GAACAAGCAAUACAAGUAAAAUAAGCUAAGGAAGUCCAAUGAGAAGUGUUUUCCACUGCAAACAAUCCUUGAGAAACUUUAGAAGUAAGCACCAACAUAUUUUCUUCUAUAAAUAAACCACACUUCAAGUCAAUAGUACACUCAAGCCACAACACAUUCAAAUCAAAUAUUGUACAAAAAAUCCAAGAUGGCCACAAAUCAACCAAAUUUCUACUUUCCAUUUCCACAUCUCCCUCCUCCACCUUCCCACCCCCUCAAUCCUCCGCCAUCACCUUUCCACCCCAUCAAUCCUCCACCAUCACCUUUCCACCCUUUUAACCCUCCACCACCUCAUUCCAUCAAAUCUCCACCACCAGCACCAUCUCAUUCAUCCCCUCCUCCUCCUCCUCCUCCACGCAGACGCCCUCCACCGCCACCAUCUCAUCCAUUUUCUCCUCCACCACCACACAACCAUCCACCGCCAUCUCCACAUCACCCGAUUGCUCCUUCUCCACCACACGUCCGCCCAUCCCCACCACCACCACUUCCACCUUCUCCCUCUCCAUACCACCCUACAGUCAUUGUCAUUGUCAUCAUUGCAUUUGGUGGCAUUGCCUUGCUCUCCAUGCUUGCUUUUGCAUUAUUUUGCUGCGUUCAAAAGAGGAAGAAGAAACAAGAAACCGAUGUCAUUCAUAUCGAUGAACAUAAAAAGAUUACGGAAAACAUUGUGCCUGGUCCUUUUGGACAACCAACGGUGGUGGUUACAGUUGAAGAUGAUGUUCAUAUUGAUGAAGUAAUUAAAAAGAAUGCAGAAGUUGGUCAUGCUUUACAUGCUGAAGCAUCAAAAGUUGAACCAAAUCAAGACAAUGUUUCUAGUAGCAAUGAAGUGGCAACUACUACUUCUCCUGGUCAUGAACAUGAUCAUCAUCAUAUUCAGCCACAAAUUGAGAACAAGCCUUGAUGUUGGGAAGUGUUGUGUGUAUAUUCCCACAGAGAUAUUAUAUAUCCUCGUACAUGGAUUCAAAACAAAGGAUCCUAUUUCACCUAAAUUACUUUCAUUGAAUAAAUAUCCUUAAUUUGUUUUUAUUUGUUAAUUUUGGUUUAAUAACCAUUCAUUUGUUAAACCUGUGUAUCUAAUUUGAUAUUAAACAUAUCUGAUUAUUGCCUCAAGUUUUUCUUGUUA
This is a messenger RNA of Medicago truncatula (barrel medic), 1162 nucleotides long. RefSeq names its product protein TRACHEARY ELEMENT DIFFERENTIATION-RELATED 7A. Lineage: Eukaryota; Viridiplantae; Streptophyta; Magnoliopsida; Fabales; Fabaceae. Gene Ontology annotation, biological process: plant-type secondary cell wall biogenesis. The coding region runs from base 188 to 940 and encodes 250 amino acids. The transcript has a single exon. The record is from RefSeq and is a predicted model, not a curated record.